AUGCGAGCUGCUAUUGCUUUUCUUGUUGUGAUCUUCGCGCUCUUCAGCAUGAUGGAAGCUUCGCCACAUAGAGGAGGAUAUGGUGGCGGCUUUGGAGGAGGCCCAUACGGCUAUGGAGGUGGUGGUAGAGGAUAUCGAGGCGGUGGCUAUGGUGGUUAUCCCGGCGGUGGCUAUGGCGGCUAUCCCGGCGGUGGCUAUGGCGGUUAUCCCGGCGGUGGCGGUGGAUACGGCACAGCCAGCGCAUCUGCUUCAGCCGCAGCCUCAGCUGGUGGCGGCGGCGGUUAUUACCGCUAG
Drosophila innubila is the source of this 294-nucleotide messenger RNA. Its product is annotated as glycine-rich cell wall structural protein. The coding region runs from base 1 to 294 and encodes 97 amino acids. The record is from RefSeq and is a predicted model, not a curated record. The transcript has a single exon. Lineage: Eukaryota; Metazoa; Arthropoda; Insecta; Diptera; Drosophilidae.